Peromyscus eremicus (cactus mouse) is the source of this 853-nucleotide messenger RNA. It is a transcript of the gene Sdf2l1, whose product is annotated as stromal cell derived factor 2 like 1. The coding region runs from base 65 to 727 and encodes 220 amino acids. NCBI's taxonomy places the organism in Eukaryota, Metazoa, Chordata, Mammalia, Rodentia, Cricetidae. The record is from RefSeq and is a predicted model, not a curated record. The transcript is spliced from 3 exons.
UUGGCCGGUGUCGAGGACGGAAGCGCCGAGGUCCGGAGCGGCUGGAACCCGGCUGGCCGUCGCGAUGCGGGGCGCGAGCCGCGGCGGGGUAGCCGGGGCGCUGCUGGGGCUGCUGCUGGUGCUCUCGGUGCGGAGCGGUGGCGCGUCCAAGGCAAGCGCCGGGCUCGUGACCUGCGGGUCAGUGCUGAAGCUGCUCAACACCCACCACAAAGUGCGGCUGCACUCACACGACAUCAAAUACGGAUCCGGCAGCGGCCAACAGUCGGUAACCGGCGUGGAGGCGUCCGACGAUGCCAACAGUUACUGGCGGAUUCGCGGCGGCUCCGAGGGCGGGUGCCCGCGCGGACUCCCGGUGCGUUGUGGGCAGGCAGUUCGGCUCACGCACGUGCUCACCGGCAAGAACCUGCACACGCACCACUUCCCGUCGCCGCUAUCCAACAACCAGGAGGUGAGUGCUUUUGGGGAAGACGGUGAGGGUGACGACCUGGACCUGUGGACAGUACGAUGUUCUGGGCAACACUGGGAGCGUGAGGCCAGCGUCCGCUUCCAGCACGUGGGCACCUCUGUGUUCCUGUCGGUCACUGGUGAGCAGUAUGGUAACCCCAUUCGUGGGCAGCAUGAGGUGCACGGCAUGUCUAGCGCCAAUGCUCACAACACAUGGAAGGCCAUGGAAGGCAUCUUCAUCAAGCCUGGAGCAGAUCUCUCUACAGGUCAUGAUGAACUCUGAGAGCUGGAUGGGUGAAGGGAGGGAGGGCGGCUGGGUAGGGAUUCUGUAGGGCCACUCUUGUGUGAGACUUUGUUUGUAGGGCCCCCAAGUGCCUUUAUGAUUAAAGAAUGUUGGUUUGUGAUUAUA